Messenger RNA from Solanum dulcamara, 1390 nucleotides. Its product is annotated as ethylene-responsive transcription factor 5. NCBI's taxonomy places the organism in Eukaryota, Viridiplantae, Streptophyta, Magnoliopsida, Solanales, Solanaceae. Gene Ontology annotation, biological process: ethylene-activated signaling pathway; regulation of DNA-templated transcription. Bases 152 to 1006 code for a protein of 284 amino acids. The transcript has a single exon. The record is from RefSeq and is a predicted model, not a curated record. Gene Ontology annotation, molecular function: DNA-binding transcription factor activity; DNA binding.
AAACCUCCAUUGAACUCAAAAUUUUCCACCCUUUAUAAUCUCCCUCUUCACUAAUCAUUUUCCACUCAAUUCAAUUCAAUUCUUUCAUAGACUCAACCAACAAAAAGGAUUAAAAAUAAAUUUCUCUUAUUUCAAAUUUUUCCUUUUUUAAAUGGAUUCUUCUUCACUAGAUUUGAUAAGGCAACAUCUUCUUGAUGAUGUUGUUUUCAUGGAAAAUUAUUGUUCUUCUUCUUCUUCAGAAACUAGUAGUACCCUUUAUUCUCAAAGCUCAUCUACUUCUGAAUCUUUAGAAUCAUUAACCUCUGAGAUCAAACUAGAAAACAAUUUCUCUUUUUAUCCUGAUUUCAUUAACACAACUCAAAGUUCAAAUCUUGAAUUCCAAGCAAAAACUCAAAAGAAAAGAAGUUUCAAUGAAAGGAAACCUUCUUUGAAUAUUUCAAUUCCUUCUGUCCUGAAAACAGAGGCACCAAAAACAGAGCAACAAAAAACAGGGGAAUUGAAAACAGAGUACUCUGUUUUGAAAAAAGGAGAAAUUUUGGAGAAAAAACGAUACAGAGGAGUGAGGCAAAGGCCAUGGGGGAAAUUUGCAGCGGAGAUUCGUGAUCCGACAAGAAAAGGAACACGGGUUUGGCUAGGAACAUUCAAUACUGCAAUGGAUGCAGCUAUGGCAUAUGACAGAGCAGCAUUUAAGCUCAGAGGUAGCAAAGCGAUAUUGAAUUUCCCACUUGAAGUAAGCAAUUUCAAGCAAGAAAAUCAUGUAAUUGAGGAAAAUGUAGUAAAUUUGAAUUCUAAUGGGAAAAGGUUAAGAGGAGAAAUGGAGAAUGAUGACGGAGUUGUGAUGAAGAAAGAGGUGAAAAGAGAACAAAUGGUGGCAACUCCAUUAACACCUUCAAAUUGGUCUUCAAUUUGGGAUUGUGGAAAUGGAAAAGGUAUAUUUGAAGUGCCACCUUUGUCACCAUUAUCACCACAUCCAUGUUUUGGUUACUCUCAACUUUUGGUUUCAUAGCGAAAUGACCAAAAAGUCCAACUUGAAUAUGUGAUGGCAUAGUGAUGGUGUUAUCGCGAUCCACUGAGAUUUAAGCAUUUAUUUCUAAAAAGAAACGUUGUAAACAUGAGAUGAUUUCAAGUGCAAAAGGGUAAAAAGGGGUACCUUUGGGAAAUUUGGAUAGAAAUAUUUGAAGAUUAGCAUGUUCUUAAAACAAUGAUGACAAGUACAAAUGAAGAAACAUGGAGAGAUGGGGGAGAAUGGAAGUGUUUUGGAUAAUGCAUAUUAUUUUAAUAUUCUUGAAUCAUUGAUUAAGUUUUAUUUUAUGUAAAUAUGAGCUCAAUCUAGAAUUUUAUUUGAUUUGUUUAUUUAAGGAAAAAGGUUCAAAUAUAUUUCUAGUUUUAA